Andrographis paniculata is the source of this 3571-nucleotide messenger RNA. RefSeq lists its product as uncharacterized. NCBI's taxonomy places the organism in Eukaryota, Viridiplantae, Streptophyta, Magnoliopsida, Lamiales, Acanthaceae. Gene Ontology annotation, biological process: DNA repair. The transcript is spliced from 12 exons. Gene Ontology annotation, molecular function: zinc ion binding; phosphoric diester hydrolase activity; hydrolase activity, acting on acid anhydrides, in phosphorus-containing anhydrides. Gene Ontology annotation, cellular component: nucleus. The coding region runs from base 178 to 3402 and encodes 1074 amino acids. The record is from RefSeq and is a predicted model, not a curated record.
UUGGCCAGCCAAAUUCUUGAAUCAAAACGGAAUUGGUUCUCUCAUUCUUUGAUUCGAUUGGGUUUUCAGUUUUGAGGAAAAAUCUUCCAGUUUUGGGGGAAUUUUUGUUUUCGAACACUAAUUUGGCUUAACAUUUCAUUGGCUUCCGUCAUACACCUGUAGGAAUUCGUGUUUGAUAUGAACGAUUCUUCAGAUUCUUCAUUUUCUUUCCAGACCAAAAGGCAGCAGCAAUUCAAAUUUCCGUUGGCGCCCCGCAGGAAGCGCAGGAAGAACACGGUUGAAGAAGCAGUUCUGCACGUCAAGUGUCUCGGCCUGCCUUUGAUUUCACCAUCCAGCGGUCAAUUUUGUGUGUCCCUUUGCCUUGAGCCCUAUAAACCCUACACCAUUGGCCGGAAAGUCAACUUGUGCGAUUUUGUAUUCGCCGAUCGCCGUGUGAGCAAAGUUCAUUGCCAACUUCUUUUUAAUUCUUGGGAGAAGAAGAUAUAUUUGUCGGAUGGGUUGUUACUUGGUUGCAGUGAUUCCUUUUCCAGGUUUUCAAAUAAUGGUACUUUUGUUAAUGGGGAUAGAAUUAGAGGAGUUGUUGAGUUGCGCGUUGGUGAUCAUGUUCAACUUGUUUGUGGUAAGGGAGGUGCCUGUAAGUUGGAUUCCAAAAUUGGAUUUUCUUUGCAAAAAGCUGUUUUUCGAGAGGAGGUUAUUAAUGGAAGUUUGAGUCAAUUUGCAGAGUCUAAACAUAAUGUCUUCAGAUUGGACUGCUGUAAAGCAGCCGAUAACACUAGAGUGCUUUUGAGUAAGUGUAAAGAUAUAUUAGUUAACGACGACCCUGUAUCAUAUAUUCAUAAGCAAAUUGUUCUUGAACCGGAGAGUAGGAUUGAUAGUUCUUGUAGAAAUGACCUCAAAAGGUACAAUGAAGUUUCAUGUGAUAAUAUUUUAAGGUCUUGUUCUAGUCGGGGGCCACAGAUUGGAAGCCAAAACCAGAAAAGGGUGUAUCCUGGUGAGGUUGAAGAUGUUAAUAAUUGUGAGAGUAAUUCCAAGGAAAAAGUUGAAGUUGUUUUAGAGGAAAAGAAGUUCAAGGGGUCUAAUGCUGCCCUUGCUGAUGGUUUUGACACUUUAAACCAAACAAGGAGUUGUAUUGUUGAUUUUGGUGGUGAUAAUUCCUCUGGUUUGCCUUUGGACAAUCUGGAUUGCUCUCAUGGCAAAAAACUUUUGGAUGAGAGCUUUGAUACUUGUGUUAUGCCACCAGGGAAGAAGUUUUAUUUGAAUCGUUUGCUGUACGGCGGGCAAGACACAGAGCAGGCUGCUAAUGUUGUUUCAUUGCCAGAGCUCUUACAUCCGAUUGAAAGUAUCAAUUGGAUAUUUAUUGCUACAUUUACCUGUGAUAUAUUGUGGUUCCUAACUUACUGCAAGAUUCCUCCUCAGUUACCAGUGACAAUUGCUUGUCAUAGUUCUGAGAGGUGUUGGAAGUCAGAACCUGAUAAAAGAACCUCUGUCCCAUACUCAAAUUUUCCGAAUUUAACUGUUGUGUACCCUCCAUUUCCUGAAGUUAUAGCUUUUAACAAAGAUCGAAGGAACACGGGCAUUGCUUGCCAUCAUCCAAAAUUAAUUGUAUUGCAAAGAGAAGAUAGGUUGCGUGUUGUAGUUACAUCUGCAAAUUUGGUGCAAAAUCAGUGGCAUAAUGUGACCAAUUCAGUCUGGUGGCAGGACUUCCCACGAUUGACCAUUCCCAACUGCCUUUCCCUUUUCACUCAAUUAUCUACUGGGGAAACCAAUAUAGAUUCGAGCUGUGAUUUUGCUGCUCACUUGGCUGGAUUUAUGGCAUGUUUACUAGUUGAUAUGCCUAGCCAGGCACAUUUGGUUUUAGAGUUGAUGAAAUAUGAUUUCAAAGGAGCUGCUGGCUACUUGAUUGCUUCGGUACCAGGAGUUUAUUCACGUAGAAGUUCUGUUGUAUAUGAGUCGAAAAAUUGCUUGGUGGGUCAUGGACACAAGCUACAGUCAUCUGGUGCUAGGUUUCUUUCUUCUGUAGAAGCUUCUGUUGUUGGUCUGAGCCAUAUCUAUCGAACAUCGGUGGAUUCUAAUGGUCAACAAUUAAAGAAAUUGGCUCUAUUUCUUGGAAAAUGUGAAGAGAACAUUGAUGGAAUGUCGGAGAUUGUUUUGAGAAGAGAUACAUAUAUACUAGCAGAUAGAAAUGCUGUCAGUGUGCAUCUUCCUAACCCAGAUGUUUCUAUGGGAGAUUCAGUUCAGCUUGGGUUUCUACCGAGGAAUGUAGCAAAAUGGGUGGCUCCACUUGUUGAUAUUGGCCUUUUUGCAUUUUCCGGAUAUAUUAAUCCUAAGGAAGUUCUUGCAGUAGCCUUAGAAGGAAGCAGCAAUAAUGUGAAACUAAUUCUUUAUGCACAUGUGGGUCCUUCUUUUUCUAAUAUUUCAGAUGUUACACAACUUGAUCAUCUUUAUGCAAUAUGCACACUUAUUUCAUCAAGUCAGAGGCAUUUGGGACUUUGGCGCCUUGAGGAGGUCUUGGGCCAGUACAAGUGGCCAGAACAUAUGAAAUCAGACUUUAUGUUUGGUUCAUCCUCAGUUGGAUGUCUGAAUGCACAAUUUUUAGCUGCAUUUUCAGCUGCGGCAGGAAAAAGAUCUGCUCCAUUUUCCGAUUCUCAGGAAUCAGAUCCUGAUUGGGGUUCUUGGACUGCCAGUCAAGAGAUGAAAAAUCCUUCAAUGAAAGUUGUAUUUCCCAGCAUCGAGAGAGUGAAGAGGAAUAGAAAUGGGAUUAUGGCUUCUAGGCGCAUCUUGUGCUUCUCACAGAAAACAUGGCAGAGGAUGGAAAAACUUGGCAUUCUCCAUGAUGCUGUUCCUUAUCCCGAUGAUAGAACUGGUUUUCCUAUGCACACCAAGGUGGGACGGAGAAGGUUCCUCUGCCCGGACGGGUCAUCAUUUGGAUGGGUGUACUGCGGAUCACACAAUUUCAGCGCAGCUGCAUGGGGCCGUCCGCUGUCCAACCCACAACCAAACAGGAGCACGAGACACAACUCAAAAGCAACAGGCUCGAGACUCCACAUUUCCAACUACGAACUUGGCAUUAUUUUCGUGGUUCCGCCUCCAGACACAAACCAGCACAGCAGCCGCAGCCUGGAUGAUAUUGUUCUGCCAUUUGUUGUCCCUCCACCGAAAUACAAACAGGGAGACAAGCCGGCUACGGCACAGGCGAUGAGAGAAGCUGUGGCACAACUGUCAGAGCAAGAAAGGCAGAUAGCCGACACAAUCGAGGAGGAAGGGGAUGAUGAUGAUGAUGAUGCAAUGGAGGAAGAUGAAGGAAUGGAAAAUGAGGGAGGAUACCUGCAGGUCGUAGGGGUGGAGGAAAGGGAAGAAGAAAAGGAUUAUGCAGAUACACUUUGGCACCAAGUUUUAGGAUAAAUCUUAGAUGAAAAGGUUACUUCAUCACCCUAUUCUUUUAUUCCUUACAUACAUAAUUGUUAUUAUUAUUGUUGGCUGUAGUUAUUGUGUUGAAAUAUAGGUGAAAGGAGUAUCAUAUAUUUUUUUUUAAUCAUUAACUAAGGUUUUACUUUUUAUCAUUUUAAACCAA